Tarenaya hassleriana is the source of this 2367-nucleotide messenger RNA. Its product is annotated as calcium homeostasis endoplasmic reticulum protein. Gene Ontology annotation, cellular component: perinuclear region of cytoplasm. The transcript is spliced from 4 exons. Gene Ontology annotation, biological process: RNA processing; intracellular calcium ion homeostasis. Lineage: Eukaryota; Viridiplantae; Streptophyta; Magnoliopsida; Brassicales; Cleomaceae. The coding region runs from base 212 to 2185 and encodes 657 amino acids. Gene Ontology annotation, molecular function: RNA binding. The record is from RefSeq and is a predicted model, not a curated record.
CAACGUUAGCGUUUUUUCGUUUUGGUUGCUUAAUCCGGAAGCAGAAGAAUUAGGGUUUUUCUCCCCAAAUUGCCUAAUCAUUUUCUCGAUUUUUUUGUAUGUUGAAGAAUAGGAUCUUCACUCGAAGUUUCUUCUGUCAGUUUAGAGAUUUCCGUGCUGAUAUGCGAGCAAGUAGUUGAAUCUUCAUAGCAAUUUUUCUAGUUGAGAACAAAUGGAUAGAAGGCCUCCACACGAUUAUGCUGCGGCCUCUGGAAUGUCAUAUGCCCAGCAGCAGCAGCAGCAGCAAGUUCCAAGCUUUCAGCAACAGCAAGAACAAUUCGGGUUUCAAAUGCAACUUCAACAAUACCCGUCUCCAAUGCACGGUUCCCCUUUCAUGCCUCCUCACCCUUCUAUGCAGCAGCAGUUCCCUUACCAUCACCCGAUGCAACAGCAGCCGCCUCAGCUUCUUCCCCGUCCUCCUCUCCAGCAAAUGUAUGGUCAACAGCCACCACGGGCUUUCCCUCCGCAUUUGCCUCCUCAUCUUGUUCCUUCGCCAUUCCUUGGAGCAUAUGACUCGGCUCCUCCUCCACCAGCUCCUCCUCCGUCCGAGCCAGAGCUGCAGAAGCGGAUUGAUAAACUUAUCGAGUAUUCUGUAAAGAAUGGUCCAGAGUUUGAGGCAAUGAUACGUGAGAAACAGAAGGAUAAUCCUGACUAUGCGUUCCUGUUUGGGGGUGAGGGGCAUGGUUACUACCAUUACAAGCUCUUCUUGUCUAUGCAUCCCCCUGGUGGGCCAUUCAAUCCUCCAUUUCCGCCAUCUUCCAUGCCGAUGAUGCAUCCUCCACCUAAUCCCAUGACGAAUCCUUCGAUGAAUGCUGGACCUGGUGCAUUAGUUGCUCCACAGCUCCACCAACCUCCUUUCCCACCAUUCCAUGACCAGCAGCAGCUUCAGCAUCCACAUCGUUUUCCGCCUCAUGCUCAUCCUGAUUUUGAUCAAUCAACUCAUGCCUUUAGAGGUCUUUCUGGCCCACUCCCUUCCGAUGUUUCCAUGGAGCUGAAUAAUGUUCUUGUCAACCUUAAUGGCACAAAAGAAUCUAUAAAGAGUGCCAAGAUUUGGUUCAUGCAGAGAUCUCCCUUUGCACCAGCUUUAGCAGAGGCACUUAGAGAGAGGGUUUUUGCAAUGGAUGAUUCUGAGAGACAGAUGCACAUAGUUUACCUGGCCAAUGACAUUCUAUUUGACCGUUUGCAGCGCAGGACAAAUUUGCAUGAGCUUGACAGUGAAGCCCUUGCUUUUAGACCAAUCUUGGGUUCCAUGCUCGGGAGGAUUUACCACAACCCACAAAACAAGGAAGAAAACCAAUCACGACUGGAGAAGAUUUUGGAGUUCUGGGGCUCUAAGGAGGUUUAUGAUCCAGAUACUAUUUCCUCCCUUAAGAGAGAGAUGAAAAGUGGACCAGCCAUUGAUGCAGCAAACUCACUGCAACAUACAGGAAUUAUGCAACAGCCACCAAACUACAUUCCACAAUGGCAACCCGAUAAGGAGGGGGGUGUUGCAAGUGCGGUGGAACAAGAACAUCAUAUUCCUCCUGUACUGACCCAGAAAUUUGUUCCAAAUGCUGUACCUCCUGGAGCCUUUAGUGGGUCCAUACCGGUAAACCCUUCUGUUCAGCUCACAGCCCAGCAGCCACCAGCUGCACCAGUUGCCGGCGAGAAGCCGCCCCCUUAUCCUCUCUUCCCUCCUGGUCUUAUCCCUGGAAUGGUCAGAAAAAUGCAGAUUGGCAGCGGUGUCCCUUACUCUCCUCUGAGCCCUUUGGAUAUCCCGACCGUCAUUCCUCCAUCAGAUGUACCUCAAACGGAAAUACUCAAGAGUGUGUCAAAGUUUUUCAAAGAGAUAGGUGAGGUAAACCCGAGUGAAGGGCCCAUGGGAUCAGAAACACGAGAUGAGUACGAGGAUUAUGAGAGGGAGAGCCCCCCACGAAAGGGAGGGGCUUGCAUUCCUCCACCUCCCAACCUUCAGGUGGAUCCCGAGACCGGAACUUACGCAGAUGGAAGCGUUGUUGAGAGGAAAGGUGGGUCAGGAAGACUCGGGCUCGGGGCAACAGCCGAUCCCAAUGAACCAACCCAGUACGACGAUGUUUACACUUCUUACAGGAAGCAGAGAAGUACUAACUAUCACUCUUCCAUGAGUGUCAGAUCUGCUACCAAAUGAGUAAAAAAAACUCAACUGUUAUUAUAUCCAAUGUGGUUUCAGUGUCUUGUCUUGUUGGAUGUUUCCCCAAUGAACAAUCAAAGUAAUUAGGGCUCGGAACGUUUCAUUGUUCUUCUCCUUGGACUAUGAGAACUCAGUUUUUUGAAGCUAAUGCCAUCCCAACUGAAACUUUUUUUAGGUUA